Maudiozyma barnettii is the source of this 1389-nucleotide messenger RNA. It is a transcript of the gene POP2, whose product is annotated as CCR4-NOT core DEDD family RNase subunit POP2. The transcript has a single exon. The coding region runs from base 1 to 1389 and encodes 462 amino acids. Lineage: Eukaryota; Fungi; Ascomycota; Saccharomycetes; Saccharomycetales; Saccharomycetaceae. The record is from RefSeq and is a predicted model, not a curated record. Gene Ontology annotation, cellular component: CCR4-NOT core complex; CCR4-NOT complex; P-body. Gene Ontology annotation, molecular function: nucleic acid binding; poly(A)-specific ribonuclease activity.
AUGCAGGCGAUACAACAUCAGGGCAUGAAUAUGCGUGAUCAUCAAUUCUUUAAUCAAGGUAAUGAAAAACAGAAUAAUAAUACGAAUGGAAACAUAGCGAUAGGAAUUCCAAAUAAUGGAUUUGGUUCACAAAUGAAUACUAAUGGAUUAAUGAAUCAACCGCAACAAUUACAACAACAACCUGGUAAUUUACCAACAUUGCAUGGUUUUAAUCAACCACAGGAACAAGGAAAUGCAUAUCUAAUGAAUCAAAAAGGAGGCCCAUUACUUCCACAACAACAGGACUUCCAAGGAAUGAAGGCACCAGUGCAACAACAACAACAACAACAAUCUCAACCAUUUAAUAAUAAUACCAAUUUGGGUGUGCCAGGUCCCAUACCUAACAAUCUUCCUCCCGGACUGAACGUUAUGCAACAGCCUGGUGUCAACGUUAGUGUAAAUAGACCUGUCAAUAUGCCAUUAGCUCCUAAUAUGAAUGCACCUCCUGGUGCUAAUACAGUAAGUAAUUCGAACAUGAUGCCACCAAUGAUCUUACCACCUUUAAUGCAUUUGUUUGUUCGCGAAGUAUGGAAGACGAACCUCCAUAGCGAAUUUGUUGCCAUAAGAAGGUUAGCUACUCAAUAUAAUUACGUAUCUGUGAGUACUGAAUUCAUCGGCACUUUAGCGAGACCAAUUGGUAAUUUUUCAUCAAAGGAAGAUUAUCAUUACCAAACCAUGAGAUCUAACGUUGAUAUUUUAAACCCUGUUCAACUCGGAAUUUCAUUAAGUGACGCAAACGGUAAUAAACCAGAUAAUGAACCUUCGACAUGGCAGUUCAAUUUUGACUUUGAUACAAAUAAAGAAAUGAUAUCCGCUGAAUCUUUAGAGUUAUUAAGAAAUUCUGGGAUUAACUUUGAAAACCAUCGUACAACAGGUAUCGAUAAAUUCGAAUUUGCACAACUGAUGAUGGAUUCUGGUCUGAUCUUAGAUACAAACACCGCAUGGAUUACAUUCCAUGCAGCUUAUGAUUUAGGUUUCUUAGUACAUAUUUUAACGAAUGAUAUGAUGCCAUCCACUAGAGCUGAUUUUGAAUGGUGGGUUCAUAAAUUUAUGCCAAACCUAUUCGAUUUGAAUCUAAUAUAUAAGAUGAUUCGUGAUUUCAAGAACCCUCAACAUGCACAAUCACAAGGCCAACCGCCAAAAUAUUCAUUAACAACGGUUGGUGAUGAAAUUGGGAUUCCUCGUUUUCCAAUAUUUACUACUACCGGUGGUCAAGCUUUAUUAAUGCUUCUUUCAUUCUGUUACUUGAGUAAACUCUCAAUGCACAAAUUACCUGAUGGAACCGAUUUUGCCCAAUAUAAAAAUGUAAUCUAUGGAAUAAAUGAAGAUCAAUUGCAACAAGCAAAGUAA